AUUUCAAUGAAUUUCAUAAAAGAAAAAAAUCCACUUGAGCUGGAAACAUUAUAACAUGAUGCUUUAAGAGGAUGCAGAGGAAGGGGGAAAAUUAGAAAGAAAACGAAUGAAUGACAACAAAAGAAAAAGAAAAAACAAAAAAAAAAGUCAAGACACUAGCAAAAAAAUUCAAAGAUAAAAACAAAGAAAAAGAACUGGCAGCCACUCAUGGACUGACACGUAUAAAGAGCAGCAUCGAACAGGAAGUUUCUGGACGAGACGUAACGUAGCUUCUCGUUCUUUCCUCUAUCCUUCUUCUUAUUUUCUAAUGUUUCACUUGGCCUACGUUUUUCUCGCUUUCCUCUGCCAUCUUCUAUUUUCUCAUUCUCCCUUAUCUGUUUCCUCAACCCAUAAAAACUGAACCUUCUAGAAUUAACAAUCAGAUCCAAAGAAAACGAACGAACAAACCAGCAAAGUUUUCGUUAUUGAUUUUCAAAGCCUUCCACCUUCGUCGAGGAAAAGUUUUUGUUUCGUUGAUGGCUCAGCCGCCAGUGGAGCAAAACGGAGAGGCGACAACGGGUGCGUCAGAAUCGCAGAGGUCUGUUCCCACACCGUUUUUGACUAAAACUUAUCAAUUGGUAGAUGAUCACAGAAUUGACGACGUGAUUUCAUGGAAUGACGACGGAUCUACUUUCAUCGUCUGGAACACCACGGUUUUCGCUCGUGAUUUGCUUCCUAAAUAUUUCAAACAUAACAACUUCUCUAGUUUCGUUCGUCAACUCAAUACUUAUGGAUUCAGAAAAGUGGUACCUGAUCGAUGGGAAUUCUCUAACGAUUUUUUCCUACGCGGUGAAAAGAGGCUUUUAUGCGAAAUCCAGCGUCGGAAGAUCUCGUCGCCAACUGCGGCGACUAUUACUGUGGCACCGGUGACAGCGACGGCUAUUCCAUUAGCUGCACCUAUUAUAACGACGUCGAAUUCUGGAGACGAGCAAUCUCCGGUCAUUUCAUCUACCUCAUCGCCUUCCAGACAGGGCCAAACGGGAACCGUUACGGCCGAGCUCAUGGAAGAAAACGAGAAAUUGAGGAAAGAGAACUUGCAGCUUAACAAACAAUUAGCGGAGAUGAAGAGCUUGUGGAAUAAUAUAUUCAGCUUGAUGUCAAAUUACGCGAGUUCUCAGUCGGAGAGCAAUUUCCCGGCGACGAAACCGUUGGACUUGUUGCCAGUCAAGCGGUUAUUAGGCGAAGGAGAAGAUGCGGUUGAGGAAGAGAUGAGUCCGAGGUUAUUCGGUGUACCAAUUGGAGGAGGGGUGAAGCGCCUGAGGGAAGAAGGGGAAGGUGUAGCCGUUGAGGAUGGGACGCAGUUACAGCUGCAGCAGCCUGGUUGGAGUGGUAAUGAGAUGAUCAAAGCGGAGCCGUUGGAUUGCCAGAACGUGGGGCGCAACGAUGAUCGUGGCAAUCAAGACACGCCGUGGCUUCGGCACUUGCACCGGGCGAAUCAGAGGGUUUGUAACUGAUUCGGUUCGGUUUUUUAGGCAGUUUUUGGUUGGCUUUGGGUGGAUGAUGAGGGAUGGGACUGGAAUGUUCCCGUGCGAAGGAAAGGCACGUGCCGAAGGGGUCACGUGCUUUGUGAAACCUUUGAGAAGGGAGGACCACAUUUCAAGAAUUUUCUUCGCACGUUAUUUCUUUUCUUUUGUAUUUUUCAAGGGGCAAAAAACAAGAAGAAAAGGAACUCUUAAUAUUUUAUUUGUCUAUAUGUCUAUCUAUAGAAUGAAAAUCUAACCAUUUUCUACUGCCGAUGAGAAUGGAAUAUCCACGAGAGUAAAGAAAAUAAUCAAAACGUGUUGGGCGGAAAUUAAAUGUUGCUUUUAACUUUGGGUAAUUAAUAAGAAAAUUUAAUCAUGUCAAAGCCAUGUGCGUUUGUGAGAC
Durio zibethinus is the source of this 1905-nucleotide messenger RNA. RefSeq names its product heat stress transcription factor B-2a-like. Gene Ontology annotation, molecular function: RNA polymerase II cis-regulatory region sequence-specific DNA binding; DNA-binding transcription factor activity. Gene Ontology annotation, biological process: regulation of transcription by RNA polymerase II. The record is from RefSeq and is a predicted model, not a curated record. Lineage: Eukaryota; Viridiplantae; Streptophyta; Magnoliopsida; Malvales; Malvaceae. Gene Ontology annotation, cellular component: nucleus.